Physeter macrocephalus (sperm whale) is the source of this 1594-nucleotide messenger RNA. It is a transcript of the gene BAG1, whose product is annotated as BAG cochaperone 1. The record is from RefSeq and is a predicted model, not a curated record. NCBI's taxonomy places the organism in Eukaryota, Metazoa, Chordata, Mammalia, Artiodactyla, Physeteridae. Gene Ontology annotation, biological process: protein stabilization. The coding region runs from base 100 to 873 and encodes 257 amino acids. The transcript has 9 exons. Gene Ontology annotation, molecular function: protein-folding chaperone binding; adenyl-nucleotide exchange factor activity. Gene Ontology annotation, cellular component: cytosol; nucleus; cytoplasm.
CGCGGUCCGCCUGCCUCCCAGCGAUCAGCCGUCCGGAGUGUGACCAGAGGGCAUGCCGGAUCCACCAGGGGCGCCGCCGCCUGCGCUCGCAGGCCGCGGAUGAAGAAGAAAGCACGGCCUCGCUCGGCCCGGAGCGAAGAGGUGACCCGGAGCGAAGAGGUGACCCGGAGCGAAGAGGGGUCCCGGAGCGAAGAGGAGGUCGGAAGCGAAGAGGUGGCCCUGAGUGAAGAGGUGGCCCGGAGCGAGGAAAUGGCGGCAGCCGGGCUCAACGUAACCGUCACCCACAGCAAUGAGAAGCACGAUCUUCAAGUUAUCCCGCAAGAGGGCUGUAGUGAACCAAUUGUCCAAGACCUGGCCCAGGUUGUUGAAGAGGCCACAGGGGUCCCGCUGCCUUUUCAGAAACUCAUAUUUAAGGGAAAAUCUCUGAAGGAAAUGGAGACGCCAUUGUCAGCACUUGGAAUACAAAACGGUUGCCGGGUCAUGUUAAUUGGGAAAAAGAGCAGUCCAGAGGAAGAAGUUGAACUAAAGAAGUUGAAAGAUUUGGAGAAGUCUGUGGAGAAGAUAGCUGACCAACUGGAAGAGUUGAGUAAAGAGCUUACUGGAAUCCAGCAGGGUUUUCUGGCCAAGGAUUUGCAAGCUGAGGCUCUCUGCAAACUCAACAGGAGAGUAAAAGCCACAAUCGAGCAGUUUAUGAAGAUCUUGGAAGAGAUUGACACACUAGUUCUGCCAGAAAAUUUCAAAGACAGUCGAAUGAAAAGGAAGGGUUUGGUGAAAAAGAUUCAGGCGUUCCUAGCUGUGUGUGAUACAGUGGAGCAGAGCAUCUGCCAGGAGACAGAGCGACUGCAGGCCACAAACUUGGCCCUGGCUGACUGAGGAUCACAGCAGACAAGGAUGAGGCCACCUCCUCAGGAACCCUCUGGCCGGCUCAAGGUCUUAUGAAUGAAGAAAUGAGACCAAAUAGGAGAUCCGAUGUACCAAGGUCAUGUUCUGGCCCUGCUCGCUCUGACUCAUUUCUUGCCUCUCCCCCGUUCUCCUUUAAAUGAGAAUGUACUCCAGCAUACCCACCUUCUUAUAUUUCCUCAAAUAUAAACUUUCUUUCCCUUCUAGAUCUUUCCAAACUCAUUUCUCUACUUGGAAUUACCUUCCCUUGUUUCUUCUUUUUCCUACCUAAUUUCUACUUAUCCCUCAGGGCUGAGCUGAGGUGUCACCUCCCCUGGGAAGUCUUCCCUGCCUUGUCCUUGCCUGGUACCCACAGUACCCUGUGCACCCCCAUCUGGGCCUUUAGCAUUCUGUGUUGCCGUUAGCUGACCUUCAGCUUGGCUUCCCCCUUAGACUGACUGUUUACCCCAGGAGCCGGUAAUGCUGUCUAGCUUAUUAUGCCCUGUUGUAUCCCCAGUACCCAGCACACAGUAGGUGUUCAAUAAAUAACUGUUGGCUGGAGGAAUAAAUGAACAAAUAAGGUCACCUAGUCAGUCGGGGGCAGAACAAGGAAAAGAGCCCAGAGUUUCUACCCUCACCCCGAACCCCCCACCAGUGGGCUUUCUGCUUGGAACCAUGUGCCUUCUUUUGAUUUAUACUUGCAUUCACUCUGUUA